AUGUUCAUAGAUACAUAUCUAUCUAUUCUAAGCCUGUUCAUAUCUAUCUAUCUAUCUAUCUAUCUAUCUAGAUACAUAUCUAUCUAUUCUAAGCCUGUUCAUAUCUAUCUGUUUAUCUAUCUAUCUAUCUAUCUAGAUACAUAUCUAUCUAUUCUAAUCUAUCUUCAUCUAUCUAUCUAUUUAGAUACAUAUCUAUCUAUUCUAAGCCUGUUCAUAUCUAUCUAUCUAUCUAUCUAUCUAUCUAUCUAUCUAUCUAUCUAUCUAUCUAGAUACAUAUCUAUCUAUUCUAAGCCUCCUGUUCAUAUCUAUCUUUCUAUCUAUCUAUCUAUCUAUCUAGAUACAUAUCUAUCUAUUCUAAGCCUGUUCAUAUCUAUCUAUCUAUCUAUCUAUCUAUCUAUCUAUCUAUCUAUCUAUCUAUCUAUCUAUCUAUCUAGAUACAUAUCUAUCUAUUCUAAGCCUGUUCAUAUCUAUCUAUCUAUCUAUCUAUCUAUCUAUCUAUCUAUCUAUCUAUCUGUAUGUUGGCGGGUGGGGGCGUUUAUCUCCGGCGUGAUGGGUAGCGAAUAUUGUAGCAGAUGUCAUUGUCUUGAUGCUUGCUUUUUCCCUCUUCGGAACCGAGGAAGGGAAGGAGGCCUACUUCUCUCAUGGUUCUUAAAUAAAGCCACUGAAACGUUUUUUCUGUUUUCAUCUCUCUUUUCUCUUUCUGCUUUCAUCUUUCGUUCUUUACUUCUUUCUUUCUUUCUUUCUGCUUUCAUUAUUUUGCUUUCAUUCCUUCUUUCUUUCUUUCUGCUUGCAUCUUCCUUUCCUCUCUUUUCAUCUAUAUUUCUUUCCUCCUUUCUUUCUGCUUUCAUCUUUCAUUCCUUCUUGCCUUCAUUCUUUUUUUCCUUCUUUCUUUCUUUCAUCUUUUUUCUUUCUUCUUUUAACUUUCUUUCUGCUUUAAUUUUUCUUUAUUACUUUCUUUUCUUCUUUCUGCUUUCGUCUUUCUUUCCUUCUUUCUUUCUUUCUGCGUUCAUUUUUCUUUCUUCCCUUCUUUCUUUCUUGAUUUUUUUCAUUCCUUCUUUCUUUCCUUACUUCUUUCUUUCUUUCUUUCUUUCUUUCUUUCUUUCUUUCGUUCCUUCUUUCCUUCUUUCUUUCCUUACUUCUUUCUUUCUUUCUUUCGUUCCUUCUUUCUUUCUUUCUUCCUUUCUUUCUGCUUUCAUAUUUCUUUCCUUCUGUUUUCAUAUUUUCCUCCACCCUAAGUUAUACGCUGCCUGUGGCAUGUAUGCUAUUCUCUAUGGUUGGUUGUCAUUUUUAUGCCUUUUCUUUCUUUCUUUCUUUCUUUCUUUCUUUCUUUCUGGAUUGUCUUUCUUUCUUUGUUAUCUUUCUUUCUCUCUCUGUUAUCUUUCUUUUCUUCCUUUCCUCUUUCCUUUCUUUCGUUCAUUCUUUCAUUCAUUCGUUCGUUCCGUUUUUCCUUUCUUUUCUUUUUUCUUUUUUUUUUUUUUCUCUCUCUCUCUCUCUCUCUCUCUCUCUCUCUCUCUCUCUCUCAGGGUUAUCUCUUUUCUCUCUCAGUUGUCUUUCUUUUCUUUUUUAUUUAUGCUGUACUCCACUGAAGAUUUUAGUCGCUUUUCCCUUUCAGUUUUCAUUGUAAUACGUCUAUAUUUAUUUAUGUCGGGCCUCGUUGUAUAUUUAUUUAUUAGAUUGUUCUUCCUCGGCGUUCAUUCUUUCCUUCUGUUUUCAUCUCUCUUUUUUUCUUUCUGCUUUCAUCUUUCGUUCUUUACUUCUUUCUUUCUUUCUGCUUUCAUUACUUCUUUCUUUCUUUCUGCUUGCAUCUUCCUUUCCUCUCUUUUCAUCUAUAUUUCUUUCCUCCUUUCUUUCUGCUUUCAUCUUUCAUUCCUUCUUGCCUUCAUUCUUUCUUUCCUUCUUUCUUUCCUUCUUUCUUUCCUUCUUUCUUUCUUUCAUCUUUUUUCUUUUAACUUUCUUUCUGCUUUCAUUUUUCUUUAUUACUUUCUUUUCUUCUUUCUGCUUUCUUUUUUCUGUCUUUCCUUCUUUCUUUCUUUCUGCGUUAAUUUUUCUUUCUUUUUUCUUUCUUCCAUUCUUUCUGCUUUCAUUUUUCUUCUCUUCUUUCUUUCUUUCUUUCUUUCUUUCUCUCCUUCUUUCUUCCCUUACUUCUUUCCUUCUUUCUUUCGUUCCUUCUUUCCUUCUUUCUUUCCUUACUUCUUUCUUUCUUUCUUUCUUUCUUUCUUUCUUUCUUUCUUUCGUUCCUUCUUCCCUUCUGCUUUAAUCAUUCUUUCCUUCUUUCUUUCUUCCUUUCUUUCUGCUUUCAUCGUUCUUUAUUUCCUUCCUUCAUCUUUCUUUCCUUCUUUCUUUCUUUCUUUCUUUCUUUCCUUCUGCUUUCAUAUUUCUUUCCUUCUGCUUUCAUAUUUCUUUCCUACUUUUUUUCUUUCCUUCUCUCUUUCUUUCUUUCUUUCUUUCGUUCCUUCUUUCCUUCUACUUUCAUCUUUCUUUCUUCUUUCUUUCUUUCUUCUUUCAUCGUUCUUUAUUUAUUUCUGCUUUUAUCUUUCUUUCUUUCUUUCUUUUUGUGUUCAGCGUUCUUUCUUUCUUUCUUUCUGCGUUCAUAUUUCUUUCUUUCAUUCUUAUUUCUUUCUUUUUCCUUUCAUCUUUUUUUCUUUCAUUCUUUCUAUCUUUCUGUCGAUCAAGCGUUUGCCAUCCCCCUUUCUCAGAUUCAAUUGUAACUUGAAUUCUUUGACUCUCACUCAUUUUUGUCAUUCUUCUUGUACCUCAUUCGUGUUGUCUUUCUUUCUUUCUUUCUUUCUUUCUUUCUUUCUCAUAUCCACUUCCUCUUUUUUUCUAUUCUUUCUUUAA
Molecule: messenger RNA, 2838 nt
Organism: Acanthosepion pharaonis
Lineage: Eukaryota; Metazoa; Mollusca; Cephalopoda; Sepiida; Sepiidae
Source: the annotation of a GenBank genome assembly